AUGAGCGGAGGCAUGGGCGUCCCGAUUCCCCCGCCGGGCGCGGGCGGUCGCUUCGGACCCAACGACGCCAAAAAAAGCGGUCGCCGCGACCGCCGCGGCGGCGGCAACUCGCGCCGCGCGUCACGCGGCGCCACCGGCAAGGGCGGUUCGGGAGGCGACGCGUCCGCUUCUUCGAACGGCGACGCGUCCGCGCCGCGCGAUCCCCGCGCGCGAUACGAUCCCAAGUACGAUUCCUUCACGCGCGGGCUCGGCGCGCCCGGUUCAUCGUCGUGGAACGCGGGAUCCACCGGUUUCAGCUCCCAGUGGCCCAACCUCCCGCCCGCGGGCGGCGCUAGGAGCCCCGCGACCCCGUCGGUCUCGUCCCAAACCGGCCCAUCCUCCUCGUCGAAGUUCCCGGAUAUACUCCGCGACACGUACAAGCCCCAGCCCCAGACGAUCCGCACGGGCAAGUGGCCGUACAACUACGUCAACGUGGCGACCGGCGGCUUGACCGGCGCCCCCCCGGCGGGGGCGCCCACGCCACCCGCGCCCGGUUCCGCGUCCUCACCCGCAGGUGUCCAGUCGGGACCGAGCGCGACGUUUCGAUCCGCGUUGCAGUCGGGCCGGUACCCGGUCCCGUCGCGAAGCGGAGCGGACGCGCUUCGAAGCAUCGCGACCGGCGGCGGGGCGGGCGGCGGGAAGACCGGGUCGCCCGUCGCCUCGCCCGCGACGACGACGAAAACGGCUCCUUCUCGCCCCCCGGGUUCGAGCGCCGCGAGUUCGCAGUCGUCGACCCCGUCGACGAAUAAACCCCCGUCAAACGCGACGAAUAAACCCCCGCGGCUGAACGGGACGAACGGCCGGGCGCCCCGCGUCGGCUCGCGCGCCAGGGGCCCCGCCAAGCGGUUCACGAUCAAGAGCGCGGACGGCCUCGGGUACCCCCUGGGACCGGUGCCGGUCAUCGCGAUGAUCGGCGCGCCGCUGUGCUGGAUCGGGUACAACAGCACGCCCAAGAUGGCGGUCGUGGACCGAAAGGAGUUCAACCGAAAGGGGGGCGCGAGCGCGAGCGCGAGCGGCGCCGGGGAUGGGGAUGGGGCGAAGAAGCUGAGGCGCGCCGGGGACGCUAUCGCGGCGGCGGCGGGAGCGGCGUUGGGGGCCGCGCCCGCCGGCGCAAGCGGCGGGGCUCCGGAUUUUUCCAAGGCAAAGAAGGAGCUCGCCAAGGCCAAGGCCAAGGUCGAGGCCAAGGCGGCGCCCCCGGGUAAGGCCAAGGUCGAGACGUCGGAUUGCGGCGGCGGUCCCCCCGUGGGCGUGAUGGCGGCGCUGGUGGGCGUCGCAGGCGCGGCUGCAGCCGUCGGCGCGGCGGUGGUCAAGUCGGGCGUGGACGCCGCCGCCAAGCAAAAGGCGCAGGACGACGCGAAGGCGGCGCAGGACGCGAAGGCGGCGGCCAAGGCGAAGGCGCAGGAGGCCGAGGAGAAGAAGAAGGCUAAGCUCGAGGCGUCCCUGUCGCCGCACGCGGCGGCGCCCACGCCGGAUGCCCCCAAGGGUGCCAAUGCGGGGACUAAAAAGACCGCGCCCCGCACCGGCCCCGAAGGCGAAGCCGCCGCCAAGGCUGAGGCCGACAAGAAGGCGCAGGAGGCUGCGGUCUCCAAGGUUGAGGCUGAUAAGGCUGCCAAGGCGGAGGCGGAGGCUAAGGCGAAGGCUGAAGCCGACGCGGAGGCUGAGCGAAAGCGGGAAGAGGCUCGCAAGCGAAAGGAGCAGGUCAAACACGAGGUUGAGCAGAAGGAGAAGGCGAUCGAGGCGGAGGCGGCGGCGCAGAAGCAGAAGCAGGCGGUCGAGGCGAAGCUGAACGACAUCGCCGCUUCCCAGACAAAGGCGGAGGACAAAAAGAAGGAGGACAAGAAGGCGAAGAUGAAGGAGGAGAAGAAGGAGGAGAAGAAGGCGGCGAAGCAGGCCGCGAAGCAGGCCGAGACCGCGAACGCCGGCGGUUAG
This is a messenger RNA of Micromonas commoda, 1968 nucleotides long. RefSeq lists its product with no specific name. Bases 1 to 1968 code for a protein of 655 amino acids. NCBI's taxonomy places the organism in Eukaryota, Viridiplantae, Chlorophyta, Mamiellophyceae, Mamiellales, Mamiellaceae. The record is from RefSeq and is a predicted model, not a curated record. The transcript has a single exon.